This is a messenger RNA of Drosophila biarmipes, 1347 nucleotides long. It is a transcript of the gene Arl5, whose product is annotated as ADP-ribosylation factor-like protein 5A. The coding region runs from base 548 to 1087 and encodes 179 amino acids. Gene Ontology annotation, molecular function: GTP binding; GTPase activity. Gene Ontology annotation, cellular component: cytoplasm; trans-Golgi network. Lineage: Eukaryota; Metazoa; Arthropoda; Insecta; Diptera; Drosophilidae. The transcript has a single exon. The record is from RefSeq and is a predicted model, not a curated record. Gene Ontology annotation, biological process: vesicle-mediated transport; protein localization to Golgi membrane; intracellular protein transport.
CGGUAAGCACUUGCUCGUUGUCGCACACUGCCCUUUGCAGUGAUGUUAAUUAAUCACUUUUACUGUUUACUUUCUUAAUUAAAACUGCGUUAAUUAAAUUAAGCAAAACGGCUGUUCUAAGAUUCUAAAACCCGUGCAACGCGUAAACGAAGUCGUUGCGACGACGCAAAGGAAAACCAGCCAAGGAGAAGCACCAGGAAUUUGCCAACCAAACCCCAGUAAAAACCCCAUUCGGAGAAGACAACAACAGUGACUUGGGUGUGUGUGCGGAGUGAAUAGUUAAAUCAGUGAAUAAUUUACCGUACGGCCUUCGCCUUCCCCUGGGGGAGCAACAACAAAGCCUCUCGUUCACCCACUCCCACACACACACGCACACCAGCACCACGCAUACACACACGGGCCAGCCAUAACCUGUGUGUGAGGCAAUCGCCGUCGUCGCCCGAAAUCAAAUCACUUAUCGGGAGGAACAACAACACCAGCGACGGCGACGACAACAACAGCAGCAGCUGCAGCAUAAUCAACAAUCAAACACAAAACGAGAUUCAAUAUGGGCCUGCUACUAUCGCGGCUGUGGCGGAUGUUCGGCAACGAGGAGCACAAGCUGGUGAUGGUGGGCCUGGACAACGCGGGCAAGACGACCAUCCUGUACCAGUUCCUGAUGAACGAGGUCGUCCACACGAGUCCCACGAUCGGCUCCAACGUGGAGGAGGUCGUCUGGCGGAACAUUCACUUUCUGGUGUGGGACCUGGGCGGCCAGCAGAGCCUGCGCGCCGCCUGGAGCACCUACUACACGAACACAGAGCUGGUGAUCAUGGUCAUCGACUCCACGGAUCGGGAAAGGCUGGCUGUCACGCGGGAGGAGCUCUACCGGAUGCUGCAGCACGAGGAUCUGAGCAAGGCCAGCCUGCUGGUCUAUGCCAACAAGCAGGACCUGAAGGGCUCCAUGUCGGCGGCGGAGAUCUCGCGGCAACUGGACCUCACCUCCAUCAAGAAGCACCAGUGGCACAUCCAGGCCUGCUGUGCGCUCACCGGCGAGGGCCUCUACCAGGGACUGGAGUGGAUCGUACAGCGCAUCAAGAACAAAUGACCCGUCACGCACGCUACGUACUAGCUAAUUAAUCAUUAACGACUAGCUGUCUAGAGAAAGUAAACCAAUUUUGAUAUAAACAAUUUUUAAGCGUUUCCAAAUUGUUUGAAAAGUUGUUGCCAAGCCAAUUUUAUUUAGUGUAAAAUACGUCUGAACAGGAGACCCUCAAUGAUUUAAAUCUACGUGUAUAUGGAUAAUGUCUAGGAGCUAAGCCAAUUAACUACGAUACUUCCAAUAAAAUUACAAAAUAAACGAGUUUA